This is a messenger RNA of Magnolia sinica, 1683 nucleotides long. RefSeq names its product AAA-ATPase At3g50940-like. Bases 1 to 1551 code for a protein of 516 amino acids. Gene Ontology annotation, molecular function: ATP binding; ATP hydrolysis activity. NCBI's taxonomy places the organism in Eukaryota, Viridiplantae, Streptophyta, Magnoliopsida, Magnoliales, Magnoliaceae. The record is from RefSeq and is a predicted model, not a curated record. The transcript has 2 exons.
AUGCCUUCAGCAAAACAGAUUAUAUCGAUGCCUUCAGCAAAAACGAUUAUAUCGACAGCGGCCUCCCUCGCAGCAACGGCGAUGGUUGUCCGCAAGUUUGCCAACAGCGUGUUGCCCCGCCACCUCCAAGACCAACUCUUCUCAUCCCUUUACACCUUCCUCAACCGCUUCUCCACCCAACUCACCCUCGUUCUCGAAGAAUUCAACGGGUUCGCCGCUAACGAACUCUAUGCCGCUGCCGAGAUCUACCUAGGUUCCAAGAUCUCCCCGUCGACAACGCGUCUCAAAGUCUUCAAACACGACGGUGACAAGGACUUGUCAAUCUCCAUGGAAAAAGGCGAGGAGAUCAUCGAUGUCUUCCAAGGAAUGAAGCUCCAAUGGCAAUUAGUCUGUCUAGACAACCAAAAGAACACCUUCCGCUCUACCGAUGGCCUCAGUUCCGUUGUUCGAUCUGAGACCCGCUCGUUCCAGCUCACCUUCCACAAGAAACACAAGGACAAGGUCUUCAACUCCUACUUCCCCUUCCUUCUCAGCAGAUCCAAGGCAUUGAAUGAAGAGAAGAAGACACUGAAGCUGCACACGAUCGAGAACGAACGCAUAUCUCGGCACAUGGGGGAAGCAUGGACUUCGGUUAACCUCAAACACCCGGCCACGUUUUCAACGGUGGCGAUGGAUUCGGAGGUGAAGCAGGCGUUGAUGGACGAUCUGGAGAUGUUUGUGAAGAGGAAGGAGUUUUAUAAGAGAGUGGGAAAGGCUUGGAAGCGUGGUUAUCUGUUGUAUGGCCCGCCAGGGACCGGCAAGUCGAGCUUGAUUGCUGCCAUGGCGAAUUUCCUGAAUUUCGACGUCUACGACUUGGAGCUGACUGAUGUGAGGCGGAAUUCCGAUCUCAGACGGUUGCUGAUCGGGACAGCUAAUCAAUCGAUCCUUGUCAUCGAGGACAUAGAUUGCACGGUUGAUUUUAAAGAUCGCGAAGCACCGGUGAUUGUGGAAGCAGGUGGAAGACCAAAAUUUCGGCCGGAGAAUCAGGUGACCCUUUCAGGGCUGCUCAACUUCAUUGACGGCCUGUGGUCGAGCUGCGGCGAUGAGAGGAUCAUCAUCUUCACCACAAAUCACAAGGACAAGCUGGACCCCGCACUACUGCGGCCGGGACGCAUGGACAAGCACAUCCACAUGUCCUACUGCAGCUUCUGCGGAUUCAAGACCCUGGCAAAGAACUACCUCAUGAUCGACGACCAUCCGCUCUUCGGUGAUAUCCAACGGCUGAUAGCGGAGGUGGAAGUCACACCGGCGCAGGUGGCAGAGGAGCUAAUGAUGAGUGACAGUCCAGACGUGGCCCUUCAAGGACUCAUCGAAUUCAUCCAGAGGAAGAAGAUUGAAGAUCUCGAAGCCAAAGCCAAGGAAGAAAGAGAGUCUCAAAACGGGCAGGAAACCAAAGACAAUGGACAAAAUAUGAAAGGAGGCAAGGAUGAGGGACAGAAUGGGAAGGAAACUAAAGGAGGAGAGGCAAAAACAAAAAGGCCAGGGAAUGGAAAACAACAUUCCUCUGACUAGCAAUGGUUUUAAUACAAAUACCCAGCAGUUUUAUGUUCUAUUACCCAAGUUGGCACCGAAAAGAAACCUCGGUAAAACCAUGGAAGGAGGAGUUUUAUUAGUUAAUUAUGAAAAACCGCCGGCCUUUUACUC